Molecule: messenger RNA, 3475 nt
Organism: Liolophura sinensis
Lineage: Eukaryota; Metazoa; Mollusca; Polyplacophora; Chitonida; Chitonidae
Exons: 16
Coding region: 44-2335 (763 amino acids)
Cellular component (GO): endoplasmic reticulum
Source: RefSeq, a predicted model, not a curated record
CCCCUUGUCUGUUGAUCAAUCCGGUAUCGUCACCCCCACCAGUAUGGCGUCUACCUCAUACCCACCAGUGUAUCUGAUUCUUACAAGUAUACUGGUGAUUUGUAAACUAUGGCAGGCAUCAGCUGAUCUAAUCGAUAUGGAGAUGUUAACGUUUGAUGGAGGAUUCUUCGUUAUGGGGUCAAAUGACAAGAAUUCCAAAACAGGGGAGUAUCCGGAAAGACGAAAGGAGGUGCUCCCGUUCAGAAUAGACAAAUAUCCCGUACAGAUGAGACAUUACAGGAGCUUCAUGGAACACCGUCGCCAGCGCACUCGUGCUGAACAGUUAGGCUGGAGUUACGUGUUUGAAGACCUGGUGACGGAGCAGGGCCGAAUCAACGCUUCUCGGACACUGCCUGACCAGCCCUGGCUGUUGGCAGUCAAGAAAGCCAACUGGCUAGUGCCAGAAGGCCCUGGAAGUAACAUCACAGGCAGGGACUUCAUCCCCGUCGUUCACGUUAGCUACCAGGAUGCCCAGUAUUACUGUAAGUGGGCCAACAAACGACUGCCCACCGAGGCAGAGUGGGAGUUCUCCGCCAGAGCAGGGCUUAAAGGCUCAGAAUAUCCAUGGGGAAAGGAGAUGUUACCGAAUAGGAUGAAUUUCUGGAAGGGUCGUUUUCCUGAUGAGAACUUGUUAUGGAAACAUAGAAAAGGGUUGACAGUGGUGAACCAGUUCCCAGCUCAGAACCAUGUCGGCAUGUACGAUCUAUUGGGCAACGUUUGGGAAUGGACAUCAACCCCGGCUAUUAAACAUGAAGAUGAAAAAAAGAUGACGACAACCAAUGCAAAAAUAGCAAAAGGCGGGUCCUAUUUGGAACUGGCGGGACCUGGCAUUACUACGGGAUAUCAACUACGUAUAAGCCAAAGAAAAGCUAUAGAUCCUCGUUUCACGGCCCACCAUGUUGGAUUCCGAUGUGCACGUGACGCCAAGCACGGCAAGGCUGGGACUGCGGCUAAAAGCAAGCUCCCACCCCCUCCCCGACCCUCCGUCAAGCCGAAACCCAGAAAGAAGGCCAGGACCUUAGACAAUCCCUCACCCAAGAGGCGAGGGGCCAAAAAAAUCAGAAAAAGAAAACCAGACGGCAGAGCCGGCGAGUGGCAGCCAAAUCACCGUGGUCACACACCGAACCGUCCGUCACGGAACAUGGCGGGCAUUACCUUUAUCCUGUUGAAAUGGAUGCUAUGUAUUUCUUUUUGUAUUAUCACUUUCACAACGGCGAGUAUCAAACUGAAACCAGCGGCCAACUUGGAAAGAAUCAAAGCGCUGGAUGAUCCCUAUGCCUCUAUGAGAGAAAUCCAAGGCGGGAAAUUCAAACUCGGCGUGAAUGACCCGCGCUCCAAAACAGGGGAAUACCCUCCUCGUGAGGUCAAGGUCAGGGAUUUUUACAUUGACCUUUAUCCUGUCACCGUAUCUCAGUUCAGGAAGUUUAAACAGAAUAAGACGAAGUUCAGGACGACGGCGGAGAUCCGUGGAUGGAGUUACAUCUUUGAGGACGCUCUCACGCCAGAGGUGCGGGAGGUCAGCGAACGGCCAUUCCUGGACCAGCCGUACAUGUUGAAGGUGGCCAACGCCACGUGGAAUAGGCCCGAAGGUCCAGGCUCGACGACCAAAAACCGCAUGAAUUACCCACUGGUCCACGUGACGUUCCAUGACGCACACACCUAUUGCCAAUGGGCUGGAAAACGUCUACCAACAGAGAAUGAGUGGGAAUAUGCCGCUAGAGGGGGACUCAAGGAGCAAAACUAUCCAUGGGGAGAUCGUUUCAAGAAAAGAAGAAUGAAUUACUGGCAGGGUAAAUUCCCGGAUUUCAACAGAGUUUGGGACGAAUGGGAGUUUCUGUCUCCUGUUGAUGCCUUUCCUGCACAAAAUGAGUACGGAAUGUUCGAUCUAAUGGGAAAUGUGUGGGAAUGGACAACCACGGAGUUCUAUCAGCGAGGUGUUAACCGACACGAGCAGCCCAAACGAUAUGUGCUGAAGGGAGGCUCGUACCUUGACUCUAGAGAAAGCGAUUACGGUAGCGGGAAUUUCGUGGUGCGCUCAUCUACUAGACGUGGUCUUGAGCCUGAUUACUCCGCCCAUCAUGUAGGCUUCCGCUGCGCCGUGACAUCACCACACAUCCCUGCAGCUGGGUCAAAAGUUAACAAGACAAAAGACCGGCCCAGACGGGUUCACAAAGUUCACGAAAUGCAUGACCAAACAGGCGCUCGCCAGAUGCUUCUGAAGAGAAAAGCGGAGCAAGCGCAGAAGAAACGAUCCACUACGCGGACUGUAGUGCGCGUAUUGAAGGAUGAGUUGUAGCUCCGGGCGGAGGGAUAUGCCGCUAUACACACAGAACCGAAAAGAACUAUCAUCUGUCAUGGAUUAUUGCAAGUUCGCAAAUUUUGUGUCAAGCGGGUAGAAAAAACCUAUUGUGAUUGGUUACCCAAAUUUUUAUUACGGCUAACACGUGGUUAACUGUGUUGAGAGAGAGAGGUGUCCAGACGAGAAGCAAAUCGUUUCAUAUUUUAGCAAAAAUUGAUGUGACUUAGGGGUUUAACCGGUGUGAGUCCAGAAUUAUUCUUUGUGUCUCAAACUAUCCUGCAUAUAUGCCAAACUACCAAGCGUAUAUUUCUUCAAUUUAUUGGUGUUUUACUCCAAACUCAAGAAUAUUUGACCCACGACGGUAGCCAGCAUUAUCUGGUAGGAGGAAACGUGCAAACCCAAGGAACUUUUUACCAUCCGCUUUGCUUCUUACGUACGUUUGGAAGCCAGCAUGAGCGGAGAGGCUCCUGGUUCACUUUAGUGCGCCAACCACUCGCCCAUGAAGCUCACCCACUCCUCCACCCAAACCCCCGAGUGUUAAAAGGAAAACAAAAAUAACAUGAAAUGUUCUCUGCUUGGACCUAGAUUAACAAAAGUUGGAGGCACUGGUCGAUCAAAAGUUGGAAAUGGUUUUGUUGUGGUGAACACGGUGUGAAUAAAUGUGGAAGCGCACUUUCUUGAUAAGCUAUGCAUGUAUUACCCGACUGUAGUAAGGAUUGAGUUUGCGUUUUCGGCGACUGUUGGGUACCUUCCCAGAGCAUUGUAUACAACAGUUUAUCUGCAUAACAACCUAUAAUAGACAUUUUCUAUAGAUUUAUAUCGCUGUGGCGUGAUAUAAAAUAUCGUGACAUAUCAUAAGUUGUAGUUUUUCUACAUACCAGUGCCCAAUAUUCUGCAUAAGUGUCUUUUGCCCAUAGUCUCUCCGUAUAAAACGAUGAAAGUUUAUAGAGCCAUAGAAAUAAAAAUAAAACAAAUUUGUGUGAUAAAAUCUCAACUGGUCUGUAUUAAUUUACCGCUUGCUAGUUUUAUUAGCUUUUGAGGUCAUCUCCGGUCUCCUUGAUCCAUAAAACUGGGUAGGUUAGGUAUUACAGAAGAGGUCGGGACUGUGGACUGGGUGUUAUGAAAGUACAGUAAGUG